Dromaius novaehollandiae (emu) is the source of this 10730-nucleotide messenger RNA. RefSeq names its product valosin containing protein interacting protein 1 (gene VCPIP1). Gene Ontology annotation, biological process: endoplasmic reticulum membrane fusion; protein K11-linked deubiquitination; protein K48-linked deubiquitination. The coding region runs from base 712 to 4437 and encodes 1241 amino acids. The transcript has 5 exons. The record is from RefSeq and is a predicted model, not a curated record. Lineage: Eukaryota; Metazoa; Chordata; Aves; Casuariiformes; Dromaiidae. Gene Ontology annotation, molecular function: cysteine-type deubiquitinase activity.
AGGCCCCGCUCUGCCCCUGCCCAGGCAUUCGUCAUCCAUUGCAACAUCCCCGGUCCACGGCAACCUUUGGAGCUCGGCCAGGCACCGCUGUGAGACGGUAGAAACCGCGGCUGGGGGACGGAGCGACUCUGUCCCAGGAGGGCCUCAUGGCCGCUCUGCUGGGGUGGCGCUAAGCCCCCUCCGCUUUGGGCGCCGUGGGCUGCGUUACUCCUGGUCUCUGCCCAGGGACAGAAGCAAGGCACAGCCCUCCGAGGAAAAGACUACAGUUCCCAGAAGCGCUGCGGGGCAAAACAGCCGGCCCGGCUCUCUCCACCCCGCUCCCUCCUCCUGCCGCGUUGCUUCACGGUCCUUGUAGUCCUCGGGACUCCCCGUCUCCGUUUCCCCGCCUGGCCUGCGCGGCGCAGAAGACUACAUCUCCCGAGUGCCCCUGCGGCGCCGCGCUUGCGCGUCAGCCUGGAAGUGAGGCCGUUGCGUUGCGGGCAACGGCUAAGGCAGCGAAGAGGCAGUAAGCAGCGGUGCCGCCGGCUUCCGCGUUUGCCGGGGGUGGCCGGCGGGGGAGGGGGCGCGGCGUGGGAGAGGGGGCGCUCGGCGGCCGGCGGCGGCGGCGGCGGCGGCGUCUGUCAGGCGGCGGGCGUUAGCCGGGGCGAGGGGGAUGAGCCUGUGAGGGCGGAGGAGCGCGGGGUGGGGGUGCAGCCCGGCCAGAGCGGAGCGAUGUCCCAGCCUCAGCAGCAGCAACAGCCGCCGCCGCCGCCGCCGCCGUCUCCCCAGCAGCAGCCGCAGCCGCCGCCUCCGGCCGCCUCCAAGAAGCGGGACCGGCGCAUCUUCUCGGGUACCUGCCCCGACCCCAAAUGCCAGGCGCGGCUGUUCUUCCCGGCCCACGGGCCGCAGAGCGGCGGCAGCAUCGAGUGCACCGACUGCGGGCAGCGCCACGAGCAGCGGCAGCUGCUGGCCGUGGAGGAGGUGACGGACCCCGACCUGGUGCUGCACAACCUGCUGCGGAGUGCGCUGCUGGGCGUCAGCGGCGCCGGCCCCCCCCGCAGGACCACCGAACUCGUCAAAGUCAUGGGCCUCUCCAACUACCACUGCAAGCUCCUGGCCCCCAUCCUGGCCCGCUACGGCAUGGAUAAGCAAACUGGCAAAGCCAAGCUCCUCACUGAGAUGAACCAGGGUGACAUCUUCGACUGUUCCCUCUUGGGUGACCGCGCCUUCCUCAUUGAGCCGGAGCACGUUGAAACCAUUGGGUAUGGGAAGGACCGCUCUGGCAGCCUCAUCUACCUGCAUGACACCCUGGAAGACAUCAAGAAGGCCAACAACAGUCAGGAGUGCCUCAUUCCUGUCCACGUGGAUGGAGAUGGCCACUGCCUGGUUCAUGCAGUCUCACGGGCGCUUGUUGGCAGGGAACUGUUCUGGCAUGCUCUGCGAGAGAAUCUAAAGAAGCAUUUUGAGGAGAAUCUGAGUCACUACAAGGCCCUCUUCCAUGAUUUUAUUGAUGCAGCAGAGUGGGAGGACAUUAUCAAUGAAUGUGACCCUUUGUUUGUUCCUCCAGAAGGUGUGCCCAUGGGCCUUAGAAAUAUUCAUAUCUUUGGUUUGGCCAAUGUGCUUCACCGGCCUAUCAUCCUGUUAGAUUCAUUGAGCGGGAUGCGAAGCUCUGGAGAUUAUUCAGCUACAUUCCUUCCUGGCCUGAUACCCCUCGAAAAAUGCAUGGGAAAAGACGGCAUGCUGAACAAACCGAUCUGCAUUGCAUGGAGUAGCUCAGGACGUAAUCAUUAUAUUCCUCUAGUUGGAAUAAAAGGUGCUGCUUUACCUAAACUGCCUAGGAAGCUACUCCCUAAAGCUUGGGGAGUUCCUCAGGACCUCAUCAAAAAGUACAUCAAGUUAGAAGAUGAUGGUGGUUGUGUUAUUGGAGGAGACAGAAGCUUGCAAGAUAAAUACUUGAUGAGGCUUGUUGCUGCAAUGGAGGAGGUUUUCAUGAGUAAACACGGUAUUCAUCCCAGUCUUGUAGCUGAUGUACAUCAGUAUUUCUACAGAAGGACUGGUGUGAUAGGAGUUCAACCUGAAGAAGUAACUGCAGCUGCCAAAAAAGCAGUGGUGGACAACCGCCUUCAUAGAUGUCUAAUCUGUGGGGCCCUUUCAGAGCAUCAUGUCCCUCCAGAGUGGCUGGCUCCAGGGGGAAAACUGUAUAAUCUGGCAAAAAGUACCCAUGGUCAGCUAAGGCCUGACAAAAAUUACAGUUUUCCCUUGAACAGUCUGGUGUGCUCUUACAACCCUGCAAAGGAUGUGCUAGUACCAGACUAUAGCCUAAGUAGUUUGACUGCUUGUAACUGGUGUCAUGGUAACUUAGUGCGUCGUGUCAGAGAAGAUGGAUCUGUUUUAUAUUUGGAUGGAGACAGAACUAAUACUAGAUCUACAGGUGGCAAAUGUGGCUGUGGAUUCAAACACUAUUGGGAAGGUAAAGAAUAUGAUAAUCUCCCUGAAGCUUUUCCUAUUACUCUAGAGUGGGGUGGAAGAGUGGUGAGAGAGACAGUCUAUUGGUUCCAGUAUGAAAGUGAUACAUCUUUGAACAGCAAUGUGUAUGAUGUUGCAAUGAAACUUGUCACCAAACACUUCCCUGGUGAAUUUGGUAGUGAAAUUCUUGUUCAAAAAGUUGUCAAUACAAUAUUGCAUCAAACUGCCAAAAAGAACCCUGAUGAUUAUACCCCUGUAAAUAUCGAUGGUGCUCACGCUCAAAGAGCUGAUGAUGUACAGCAAGGACAAGAGCUGGAGUCACAACUUCCAACCAAAAUUAUUCUGACUGGACAGAAGACAAAAACUUUGCACAAGGAAGAGUUAAAUAUGAGUAAAACUGAAAGAACUAUUCAGCAGAACAUAGCAGACCAGGCUUCUGUGAUGCAGAAACGGAAAAGUGAAAAAUUAAAACAAGAUCAUAAGGGGCAGCCUAGGACUGUUUCUCCUGGGGCUGUUCGAGAUGGGCCAUCGUCUGCUCCUGCUACACCAACAAAAACCCCUUACUCUCCAACUUCUACAAAAGAAAAGAAAAUUAGGAUAACAACAAAUGAUGGGAGGCAGUCAAUGCUUACCCUGAAGUGCACAACCACAUACUUGGAACUACAGGAAAGCAUAGCUAGAGAAUUUAACAUUCCUCCUUAUUUGCAGUGUAUUCGCUAUGGCUUUCCUCCUAAAGAGCUUCUGCCUCCCAAAGAAGGCAUGGAAAACGAACCUGUUCCUUUGCAGCAUGGUGAUAGAAUUGCUAUAGAAAUUCUGAAAGGUAAAGAAGAAGGCAGUCAGUCUACUUCAGCACACUCUGCCCAUGCCGUGAAACAUGAAGAUGUUGCUGUGACUAGUAAAAUCUCAUCGAAGGAACUGCAAGAGCAAGUUGAUAAGGAGAUGUAUUCUCUAUGUCUUCUAGCAACACUGAUGGGAAAGCGGUCAGUUCUGAGAUGUUGGCUUCCCGUUUGGAGCCUGAGCAGGCACAGAGCAGGAGAAGAUGUUUGGUCUUAUGCAAAGGGGCUUCCUCAAUUGUUUCAGCAGGGUGGAGUAUUCUACAGCAUAAUGAAGAAAACCACAGGUUUGGCUGAUGGCAAGCACUGUACUUUUCCACAUCUGCCUGGUAAAAACUUUGUGUACAAUGCAGCAGAAGAUAGAUUAGAGCUGUGUGUGGAUGCUGCUGGGCACUUUCCUGUUGGUCCUGACGUUGAAGACUUGGUUAAAGAGGCCUUAAGUCAAGUACGAGCAGAAGCUACUUCAAGAAGCAGGGAAGCAAGUCCUUCUCAUGGAAUGCUGAAGCUGGGUAGUGGUGGAGUAGUGAAAAAGAAAUCUGAACAGCUACAUAACAUAACUGCAUUUCAAGGAAAGGGCCAUUCUCUAGGAACUGCAUCUAGUAGUCAACAACAUGAUCAAAGAGUCAGGGAAACACCACUUUUAAGAAAGCAUAGCACAGAAACGGACUUCAGUCCUUCUGCUAAAAUUGAGCCUUCUAUAUUCACAGCUGCUUCUGGUAACAGUGAGCUUAUCCGAAUAGCUCCUGGAGUUGUGACAAUGAGAGACAGCAGGCAGCUUGACCCUACUUUGAUUGAGGCACAGAGAAAAAAGUUGCAGGAAAUGGUCUCUUCUAUUCAGGCUUCAAUGGAUAGACACUUGCGGGAUCAGAAUACAGAGCAGUCAGCAUCAGUUGAUCUAUCUCAAAGAAAAGUAGAGGCAGUGAGUUCAACUGCUAAAACUGGGAGCUUUCAGGCUGGGUUGUCCGAAUCAUUUUCUGCGCCGGGUGGCACUGAACACUUGAAUACCGAAUCAACUGGUGGUAACAUGGUGAAUUCUGUGGGAACAGCAUUCCCUGCAAGGUCUAAAGCACAAAAGGGAAAUUCUGUUGAGGAGCUUGAGGAGAUGGAUAGUCAAGAUGCAGAAAUCACUAAUGCAACUGAGCCAAUGGAUCACUCUUGAUAGGUUAAAAUCUAAUAAGGGUAGAAGAAAUUACUGUUCAAAUGUAAUGUUUAUUGGCUGGGCCACACAAAGCGAUUAGUUAUUAAAUCUUGUAUGUAUGUCAAAGAUUAUAUCAUCUUAUUCAGUGCAUGAUAAGCAAGUGUGUGAUUGGCAAUAGCUUUCAAUAUUACCAUACUGCUGCCCAGGCUGGCUCUGUUACCUGUAAAUUAGUUAUUAGGAAAUGCACUGAGAUGAAUAUCUGCUGUAACUGUGGGUUAUUGGAAGUUCUCUGUAAUUUGUAAUUCCAUAAAAGUCUUAAGAUUAAGCUCAUGUGAGGUUCUUACCAUGCUAGUUCAAGGUUACUGGAAAGGUUAGAACAGGCAAAACUAGAAGCAUGACGAAGUUAAUCCUGUCCCAGAUAUUUAAUUCCACUCAAAAGUAUACUAUACAUAUGAAUGAUACAUAAAUUUCCAAAAGCAACUCAAAUUAAACUGUGCGCUAAGUUUUAUAAUGCAGCAUAUACAAAACUUUAAUUACAUUUUGCUGGCACUUCCUCCGAUUUAAAAACUUUUUCAUUCAUGCAACUGUACGCGCUUGUCAGAAAUCUUGGAAUAAGUGUAACUAUAGUGAACUCUCUAAUUUCUGCAUAUUGUCAGUUUAAGCAAGUUAAGAAAAAAAGGCUACUUAGUGUAUGAAGAAGAUAAAGUGAAUGUGGUGUGGUUAUGCAUGGCUGUCUGAGCCAACGCAGCCAUUUUGGUGCUCUGUUAGUAAGUGAUAGCAUGUUUAUAUUUGCUCCAGAAUACUGAGCUGGUCAGAUGUUGUGCAGCUUUUAAUACAACUACAGGAGAGAAGCUGGCAAGUGGAAGAAACAACAAAUGUUCAAUAGCAAAUCCAUUUCUUUUAAAAAAAGACUUUGAUUACUAGCAUUGGUUAGUAAUGGCAAGAGUUAAACAGUAGCUGUCCUCUUCAGAGCAGAUUAACAAUUUAUUGGAAGGAAAUUGCUCUGUAACAUACUUUGUCCUAAAGGGUUUAGUGAUAGUCGAGCUUUUGGAAGCUCGCUCUUUAACUCCAUGGAAACAAGGAAUAUAUGCUGUUUCAAUGUCUAUAAGACUACCCACUACUAUUAGCUUCACUUCAGUUUGUGAUUCCUGCAUCAGUCAGUUUUAAUAUAGCUGGUAUCCACUUAAGUAGCGUGUUCAUCAGAUGUGCAGUGCUAGUUCUUCAGAGCAGCCAUGGUGCUCGCUCCCUAAAGGUGGAAUGUUUCUCUGAUAUUGCACUUUGCUUCCUACCUUCAUAGUCAUAUUUUAAGUGCACUAUUGUUGCUUCCUCUAAUGGUAAAAUAACAUUGAAUGGAUGAAAGAUGUUAAUACAGCUUCAAAGGAAUUCAGAGCAUUUAAAUAUUGAAGUCUGUGUUUGUGCACAUGUGGAUUUUUAUCAGUUCACAAAUGUUGUUUGUAUUGUAAAUGUUUGUAUUCAGAAAAGUCUCCUCACUUUUUACAUUUCAAAUCACUUAAACAGUUCUAAGCAUUAGUAUGAUAAAAUGUCCCAUGAGGGAGGAUUUAUUUUUAUAUGGAAAAGUAACUGAAGCAAGUCACUUGAAGAAUAGCCCCCAUUUUGUCCAAGGAAGUUAAAAUUCCUCUAUUAGUUAAUUUUUUAUGGAGAGGGAAUAAAUAUUUAAUGAUUUAGUACACUACUUAGGGGUAAAACAUAAGAAUCACCUUUUCACAAAUAAAUGAAAAUUUUUUGAGACCUCCAGUUGCUAAGCUGCGAGUUGGCAAUUUGGAAGCUUGGAAUGUACGAAGUAAUUUGGCACCCUAAAGCUGACCUUGCCGAGGCAUCGAUUAACCGUCAGCGCUCCUUCAGUGGGAACCAGGAUGCCCGUGCAGCAGCUGGAAGCCUGCCACGACUUCAGAAAACAUUUAGUCUCCCAUGCAUCAGUCUAGCUAUCUGCAGGCUACUUCUGUAUGUAAAAUGUUAAGUAGCAGCUCGUGCUUUGUCACAGUAUGAGGUAUUAGAAGAGUUAGCAGUGGUGUGUUCCCAGGAAGGAGUUGAAGUGAGUGGAGGCUAAUGGGGGAGGAAUCACCUGUGUCUCUUGCAUUUCAGGCAAGAUAGCUAUCGCUUAAACUUUUUUUAAAUUUUCUUUAGCAAAAGGAGAAGACUUUCUCAGCUGAACAAAUACAGGCAGUGUGUAUGGGAGAAUUUUCAGUUUGAAAUAAAUUGAAGUACUUGUUGCACAUCCUCCUUACUCCAGGAGAGGAAACUUACCUCUUUCUUGCCUUUCUGCUAAGACAACAGUAGUUUGUGUGUGCCUUUUACUGUGUAAAGGGGAAGGCUCGGUUUAAUUUUGACACGCUUCCCAUUCCAGCAGUAGUUUGAUGUUUUCCGCCUUAUAGAAAUAGAUGCAGAUAAUAGCUCUGUUUUUCAACUCUCCAUUAGUAUCAUAUCUGGAAUCCACUCGAAUCAUGUAGAUUUGAUCAGGCUGUCAGGCUGAAAUAGGAAUAGUAAAAUGCUGAUAAAAUUACAAGGUCCGCUGAUGUGAACGCCUCUGGUGUAAUGUGGGAUUGUGCAUAUUUCUUUGCAGUGUUCUUAUUUCACAUAACCUUCUCAUGCAUUUAAAUAUUAAAAAAAAAUAUUUUUUUGAGAAAGUGGCUUUUGCGUGAGGCUAAACUUCAUCCACGUGCCAGAGACGUGUAACUGCCAGAGAAGUGAAAUAAAGAACACUGAAAUGUCGGUUUGAGCGGAUGUUUCAUUUGGUUGCAAGCAAUGGGCACAUAUGUACGUUGAGGUAGAUCUGUGCGCCUGUCUCUGGAGCACACACGUGCUUGCUAGAUUGCCCUGUUGGGUCAGGAAAAUGGUGGUGGGGUACAUGGGCAGGGAGGAUGGUUGCUCUCAUGGAGGCGAAGCCCCUGCGACUUCUCAAAUGGUGUGAAGAGUGAUCGAUACCUUUUUUUCCAAGAAAACCAACUUCUUGCUGCAGAAUUGCCUCUGUGGACUUAGAGUGUGGGUCUGAUUUCUUCUGAGUGCCUGCCAUGGUUACUGUCUUGUCUAGGGCCAGCCACCUUCCACACAGCGCUCACGACAAAGAUGACUUUUAAAUUACUUGAAAAUCCUAAACUUCACUAUGGCUUAAUGAAUGUUAACCUAAAUGAGAGGUGAUGACUGAAAAUAUGGGCCCAGUGCAAAGAAAGAAGGAAUGGGUGAACAGCUAGACUCUCAAUAAGUAUAUGGGAAACCUCAGGAGAACAGAUCAGUUUUCCAGCCAAAUGCAAGAUUUUAACUGCCUAAAACAGCUGCCUGAUUAGUAAGGCUGACUAUAAUAUCUUUUUUGAUACUACUCGUUCCCUGGGAUUUGUUUCAAUUUCAGUGAAUGAAAAGAGAUAGCAGCUUUACAAAUAACAUAAAAAAUAUUUGGGACAUCUUCACUCUCAUAGGCGCAAAGCAUCAAUGCAUAUUGUUGGUUUUCUGACUCCCUUAAAAGUCUUUUACUAGAUACAAAAUAUGAACUAGAACGUCUUCUGAUCUGAUCACUGGGGAAAUUAAAGGUGGUCCUCACUUUACGUAUUUGUAUGGUCGAGUUGUUCUGUGGUUUUAAAACUUCCACAUAUCAAAUAUGAACAUAAAACAGACCUUCACAAGGCUGUAUUUAGGUAAGGCAGUGUUUAUAGAAAGCUUGUUUAGACGUUGCCUCCGAGAGGAUACUCUAGCAGCUUCACAGAGUUAGAGAGCCCCAAGGCUGUCUGCUAACAACCCUGUACAGUGGGCAUAUUUUCAAGACCAAAGUGCUUAAUUUAAAAUCUUUCUAAAAGUAGAACCUGUUGUCACUGUUACAAGGUUCACAGAGUUGCCCCCUGUUUUUUUUUCGAUGCGCUGAAAAUGUCAGGUAAUAAAAUUCAUAAUAUGCUUACAAUUGGGAGAGCUAUGCUUCACCUGAACUGUGUUCAAAAUGAAUGAUUAAAGAUGAUGCCACUGUUAUCUCUACAUUUGCUUGGCUCUUAUUUUUCAAAUAGUGGAAUCUACAUGCUUUUGUAAAAUAAUAAUAUGAAGUUGAUCCUUCUGUUAAAAAACGUAACAGUAAGUGGUUUCUUUGUUUUGCUUAUGGAUAUCAGUUUAGCCUUUUAAAAUUGAAGAAGUUGCUUAAGAUCUGUAGAAUGCAGGAUUCCCUCUGAGCCCUUAUGCCUGUGGUUGAGCAAUAAAAGGUUGAAAUAUGAUUGGUAUUUUCAGAAUUAUUUUACUUUUAAUGAGGAUUAUUGCCAAGAAAUGAAAGAGUGCACUUUUAGGAGGGAAUGCUAUUUAAAAUGUAUAAAUAAGAAUUGAUAGUGUAUAUAUUUAGAAAACAAAUCUUUUUAAACAGUAAGUGCUUUACAUGUUGAAAUAAAAAUAAAUUAGCAUAGAAAUUAUACCAUCUUCACAGCACUGGCUGUUAUCCAGCACAGUUUGGUUUAUUUUAUUUGUGAUUGCUGUACUAAUUAUAUUUGAUUUUUUUUUAUCUGUAAUGUAACAAUAGUGUAUUAUAACAGUAUAUAGUGUACUAUACUACACUUCACUGUACAGUAUUUGGAAUUUUCUUUGAUUGCUAUAUUAAAACUAUAAGUUAAAACAUCUGCUUUGGCUUAUAAUGUGCAACUUUUAUCUAGCCUUUCACAUGUUAGCUUGGUUAAUUAACACUGAUUUGGCUACAGAAUGAAUGGGUUAUAAUUGCAUUAACUCCUGUGUUCUACAUAGAAAUUGCAUUCUGCUUGCAUACGUGAAUACUAGUACAGAAGUGGAAAAACUGGUACAAAUAUUAGAAAUCUGAACUCUGUCAUCCAUUUUACUUCAGUAAUGUUCUGUUUAAAUGAAAUUUUUUGAAUGAAGAAUUCUUAAUGCAAAAGCUUUUUUGACCUCAUACCGCUUCUGAAUGUUUCAUUAAACACAUAUGACAUUUGAAGUUGAGAAACUUUUAAAAAUAGGUUUUAAUACACUUGAGGUCAAAAUCUGAGAUUUGAACCUUUUUUUUCUUUUUUGAAGUUGUAACCAAGAAGAAAACACAGGAAAAUGUUGACCAAGUCAUACAUGACAUUUAAGACAGCUUGCAAUCUGUGUGAUAAGAAACAUUGUUGAAAAUAUCUUGUGUUUCAAAGCAAAAUUUUACUGUAGGCAUGUAACACAUAUGAAUAGUAUAAUUUGGAGAAAUUAAGACUUCUGAAAAUUUGGCAAUACUUAAGAAUGAACAUAUUGACAACUAUUUAAAUUAUCUCUCUUCUAAUUCCACCAGCUGCAUGCUUCAAAAAUUGGCUGUAAUGAUAACUUCUGAGCCUACAAAGAAGUCCUAAGACCCAUCUGUGAAACUGUACUACUUCUUCCUACAAAUGAAUUUUAAUAUUUAUUGAAAGGCUUUAAUUCAAAAUGAGCUAGCAUUAAAACAUUUUUAAAAUGAUGGGUAUAAAGAUAAUGAAUUUUGCAUGUCAUAUCAUGAAGAAUUAAAAAUUACCCUUUAAAAAAUUUAUAUUGCAAAGGCUUAAAUGCUUAAUAUUAAGCUAGAAAUUUAUGAAUCCUUAUUAAUCCAGUGUUUAUAAUCUAAGCCAAAACUGGUACUGUAUGUAUGAAGUAACCAGGUUAGGAAUGCUUUUGAAAUGUUUUCAUUUUUCUUCUGUUAUUAAUUAUAUGGCCUUAACAUCUGUCUCAAUUUUUAAGUUUAGAUUGGAGUUCCUGGGUUUGUUUUUUUUUUUUUUUCCUUAGAUGUGUACAUAGCAAACCUCUUCUAAAAUACCCCCAAAACCCUGACUUCUUGCUAGAACAAAACCCCUCACAACAUACUUCUCCCCAUAGGGUCAGGAUGCGAGCAAAUCCUGGAUGUUGAUCGGGUUGUGUAGCAAGUUGUGGAAGGUGUGUUUGGUCUUAUGGGGAGUCAGUUCAAACACAUGUAUUUCGACUUUAAAAGGUAAUAGAAGCUGUGUUGUUGUUUGGUGUGGCAUUUACUUAUUGUGGCUGCAAUGUAUUGUCUGCUACUGAUUUGUAAUGUUCUGAAUAUUUACUUUUAACAAUAGAUAAAGAAAAGUAGCAAUGUCUGGAUCCAUAAUAGACUUGAUGGCCAAGUUAACGUUACAGAAACUUGGUUGCUAUAAUGGACUUUUGAAGUCGUUUAUUCUAAUUUGAAUUAUUUAAAUUGGCCUAUGUCAGGUGACUCUGAACUUUUAUUAAUGUCGUCAAAGGUAUUAGACUUGACUGUAAGCAUUUCCUCUCUUGUAGUAAGUUGCAGACUUUUUAAGAAGCUUCAGGAAAGACUGUUAUUCUCUGUUCUGUUGAUUAAAGACAUGGAUGAUUGUUGUGGCAGA